AUGCCUCACCUAGGCCUGCCACAGACAGGCUUCCAGGCCCUGAUCCUCUGCGGACCAGGAGCCUCGCUGAAUACAUUCACGUCUAUCCCGGAGGAGUUCCCAAAGGCGUUGGUACCUGUUGCAAAUCGGCCGAUGGUAUGGUACCCCAUGGACUGGUGUUAUCGCCUAGGAAUUACCAAUGUCACGCUCAUCACCUCGCCUACCAGCCAGUCAGUCAUGAAGACUGCUCUAUCACAAAACCCUCAUCUCACAUCUAUCCAGUUCCCCACACCUACACUGCUGGCUCCCGCGGACCUUUCUCCUACGACUGGAACUGCGGAGCUCCUUCAACUGCCCGAGGUCCAGGCAUGCAUAAAAACAGACUUUAUAGUUCUCCCCUGCGAUUUGAUAUGUGAUAUGCCCGGGCAGUCCCUCCUAGAGGCAUGGAUGAUGACCCAGGGCUCACUCGACGGGACAGCCGGUGGCGCAUCCUUAUUGCCUGGAUCAUCUAGUCUUCUCGGAUUUGCAGGAGAAAAGGCUGGACGAAGAGGUGGUCUUGGUGUCUGGUACCCCUUGCCCACAGGCGAGGAGAAAAUCAAGGAUGAAGUGCCUGACUUCUUGGUCACUGCCCCCUUGAGUGGGGAUGAAGCACCUGCUGUCAAAGGGUCUCCUGCGACUCCUGCUUCGGUACGCGCAGGCCUGCAUAGAAUUGCAUACACCAUGCCAAUGGACACGUUAAAGGACUCGAUAGAGGAGAAAAAGGCACUCUUUAUUCGGUACUCACUGCUCAAGCAGCAUGGACGAAUCAAGAUCCUCAAUGGUUACCGUGACGCCCACAUCUACUUCUUUCCAUACUGGGUCAAGGAGAUGGCUCAACGUAAUGAAAAGUUCCAGAGCAUCAGCGAGGACCUCCUUGGCUGGUGGGCGAAGGCAGGCUGGCAAAAGGGGUUGGCUGCCAAACUCGGCAUCCAGGACCUUUUUCAGUCACCGGAAAAGAGCGAAGAAGUGAAAGCAGGUGAUCCUGCAAAUAGCCACAUUGAGGAGGAAAUCGACCUUUUGGGCAUGAGCACAACCAAAUUCACGCGUGAAUUCGAUACCCAGACGCGCGCCAUCCCUACAAGCCUUGCCAGCAGCUUCCAUGCGGCUGACGACCAGGCUGAGGGCUCUUCCGCAGCCGCCGCAGAUAAAAUAAACACCCCUCCACUCCUCGGCUACGUGGCACCAUCCAAGCCAUCAAUGCCGCUCAUCCGACGAGUAGACAACUCCGCCUUACUUCUAUCAAUAUCACUCCGUCUAGCCAAGCUCGACGCCAUCAGCGAUACACAUCCUCCCAACACAACUACACUUUCCCCUCUAGCCCACACCAACAAGAUCGCCUACCCACCCGGCCUCGCACAGCGCUGCACGGUGUCAAAAGCAGACUGCCUACUUGCAGAAAACGUCACGGUGGAAGAGAAAUGCAUUAUCAAAGAAUCUGUCAUUGGCGCAAACUGCCACAUCGCGACUGGUGCGAGGCUGACUAGGUGUCUACUCAUGGACGGGGCGGUGAUAGGCGAACGAUGUCAGCUUGUAGGCUGCAUCAUCGGGAGAAGAAGUAAGCUUGGCCGAGACUGUGUGCUGAAGGACUGUGAGGUGCAGAAUGGAAACAUCGUCCCUGAUGAGACGGAUGCGAAGAAUGAGAAGUUUAUGGUUUUCGAGGGGCUGGAAGAUGACAUGUCUGUUACUGGCGAGGGGGGCAUGGAGACGGGGUUUGAUGGAGGGGAUGUUGAUAUGCAGGGGUAG
Nannizzia gypsea CBS 118893 is the source of this 1761-nucleotide messenger RNA. RefSeq lists its product as hypothetical. Gene Ontology annotation, cellular component: guanyl-nucleotide exchange factor complex; eukaryotic translation initiation factor 2B complex. Lineage: Eukaryota; Fungi; Ascomycota; Eurotiomycetes; Onygenales; Arthrodermataceae. Bases 1 to 1761 code for a protein of 586 amino acids. Gene Ontology annotation, biological process: cytoplasmic translational initiation; biosynthetic process. Gene Ontology annotation, molecular function: translation initiation factor activity; guanyl-nucleotide exchange factor activity. The record is from RefSeq and is a predicted model, not a curated record. The transcript is spliced from 2 exons.